AUGUCUUCCCAAACGAAAGUCGUCUUCCCGCCGCCCCCUCCUACGACCAACUCCUUGACAGCCCAGCAGAGGAGCCAGCUCUUGCGUAAGACCAAGAAGAUUGAGCAGAUCCUGGGUGCUGCUCCCCAUUUGCUCGAUACGGCGAGCACCGAUGUACCGACACCAGUGCACGUCUCCUUCCCAGCACAACGACCCGCCUCCUACUCGCACCACAAGACCCGCUCAUCGAUAGACUCCUUCGCUUCCAUCUCCUCCGCAUCCUCUUCUUCCGUCUUCAGCAGCACAACGGCUUCGACUGGGUCUGCCAGCCUUAGCAGGAGCUCGUCGCUAUCGUCACCUUCCCGACAGGGAUCGACACUGCGAAAACCGAAUCCAGCACCCCGCCAAACACUCCCAUCCGCGCCAUCCUAUGAGGACUGGUCGGCUAGCAAGCCACCUUUCCUCCUCCUCUCCCACCCCCAAUCUCCUAUCGACGUCAGCCCCUUGAACCACAGCGACAAACCCAACCGAUACACCUUGACUCCCUCCAUCCCCAAGACCGCCAAACAGGCCCUCCCUCCAACGAUGAACUUCAAUUCCAUGGGCAGCACACGGAAGAGCAAGAUGGAUCGGAUACGAAGGAAGCUCGGGCACGAGGUGCCGAUUGAGCUGGUGUUCCCGACGUCCAGCGACAGCGACGAGAGCGAUUCGACCGCGUCGCCUGCCUCGCCUUCCGCAGACAGCAUCGCCGCGUUCGUCUUCCCUCCGCCGCCUGUACCCCGUACCAAGAAGACUCCCGGCACCAUCUCCGGAGCACGAGACUCCCUGACGGAGGAAACCAUCCACCACGCCAAACGAAACCAGCCACUUCCUCCCCUCCCACCACCGCGCUCUUCGAGAACGAACAAGGGCAAAUUGGUGGCGAUCAUCGAGAGUCCGGAGGAGCACGGUUCGGGGUGCUCGGAGGAGUUUGGUCUGGGUCGCUCGUCGACAUCGAGUCGACCGUUCGACGACCUCGAUGCUGCAGAGAUCAAGCUCUGGAGCACGAGGAGUGGGUACGAAGGUUGGGCACCGCCGGUUGCAAAGAAAGAUAGGCGGUCUUGGGGCUACCGCAAACCCAUCCCUGCCAUGGAGCUCGAAGCCUGAGGAAAGGCUUGAUGCUUUCCUGGUCAUUUCUUCUUCAUACACCAAUCGUCGCGACUAGGUCGCUGGGGUCUGCGAUCCGUUUCGUUUCUUCUUCCUGCGUGCUAGCGCGCCUCUUUUUUUUAGCACAGUCCAACAGAGACUUUAUUGGCGUAUACCACUGUACUUGUAGCACCAAAUCGCGCAGGGCGAGGUUGUAAUAUUUGUAGUUUGGGUCAAUCUGCACGCAUAUAUCCGGGA
Molecule: messenger RNA, 1362 nt
Organism: Coprinopsis cinerea okayama7#130
Lineage: Eukaryota; Fungi; Basidiomycota; Agaricomycetes; Agaricales; Psathyrellaceae
Exons: 2
Coding region: 1-1125 (374 amino acids)
Source: RefSeq, a predicted model, not a curated record